CGAAAUUUGUACUCAAACAAACAUCCUUUCAAGUAUAUAUGGAGACAUGUCAGAUUAAGUGAUGGGUAAAGUUAAAGAACCAGCUGCAAAGGCUGGAGGUCAGAAAACAUUGGAUAACUUUUUCAAGAAGUCUUCAGAAGUCAAGAAAUCAUCUGAGCUGUUUACAGAGCAAGGGAAAGACAAAUUCUCUUCAGUGAAACUAAAAGAUCGGAGCAAAGACUCCUGUAUUAUAAUCGAUGGUGAAGAAGACAACAAAGACUUUAAACCACAGAAGAGUGCAAGGAAUACCGCAGCCCAAAAAGAAGCUCCUAGUAAUGAUGCUCAGAAUAGUGAAAUGAUCUUAGAGGGCUGUAGGAAGGUGACUUGUAUUCCAGAAACCCAGGCAACCCUCACUACUCCGAGUAAACAGAACACUAACAGUGAAAAUGCAGAUGAUGAAAACAUAGAUUUGGGUUUAAUACCUGAUACCCCACAAGAUAAAAAUGAUCUACUCAGGCCCAAGAAACCAUUAGGUAGAAGUUUUCUUCUGUCAGCGGUACAAAUGACCACCAAUCCUAUACAGCAGGCAAAAGAGAACCGCAAAGCUAAGCUGGAGCUUAAACGUAAACAAGCCAGCCUUGCAAGGAAAGCAGUUGUGUCUGUGUCAGUUCAGUUUAGUGAAGGUAAUAAGAAAACAGAUGAUUCAAUCUGUACCAGGAAUGAUUCUGAUAUUACUCAAACUGACGGUGUAAAUGGCCACAGUGAGGUGAGUUUAAUUGACGCUGGUAAUGUUUCUGUUGUGGAUCCAACUCUAGGUAACACUCCAACAAAAUUUUACAAUGACACUGGGUCGAUGAAGAGAAUGGCAAAGCAAGGCACUUCUCCUGACUCAAAAAGAAUUAGCGAUCCAAAAACAUGUGAAUUUAACAAUGCCAACAGUUUUAAUUGUGAUAAACUCAGUAGUAACAAUAGUACUGAUGUUAAAACUUUAUCUCAUUCUGGAGUGAAGCAGCAGUUAUUCGUUGAACAAACUUGCUCAGAUGCAAACAAGACAGUACCAGCAGGUGCUUCAGUGACAGAAUUAAAUGUUUUAUCGAAACAAAAUACCCAGAAAAGUGUUCAUAAGUCUGCAAUGGAGAGGAAAAAAGAAAAAUUAAGAAGGAAAAGCCUGGAGCUAAAAAUGGCGGCAAAGGAGGAGAAGAAGAGGCAGAAUGAGAAGCUCCUUCAGUACCAGCUGACCGGCACAUCAGAUGAUAUGAUGUCCUCGGAGCGUGUUGUAUCAGUGGCUGGUGAUGACGCACUGGGGGACAUUCUUCAGGAACUGAACAGUCCUGUUCAUAGUGGAACAAGACCAAGCUCAGCCCCAGGGUCAGGCCUUAACUCUGCCCAAGGGUCAUGCCCCACCCCACCAAGCUUCACUCGCACCAAACCUCACAAGACCCCCGCCAGUAAGAACUCUAGUCCUGGUGCUGUGGGGAGAGACAUGCCGGACUGUAGUGCACUGGUAGAGGAGUGGACUGCAGAGGAUGAUGCUUUUUUCUCUAACCUUGGUGUAAGCACUGAGACUAAAGGCCAUGUAUCUAAGUCUUCAGACAAAGGCACAGAAAGGCCUAUGUUGGAUGCUACAGAGAGAACUGUAAAAUCUACUAACAUAGUUCAUCUAAAAAGCCGACAGAAGAGGAACACUAUUGAAAAUGGCAAAACAAACCUAGCAGAAACUAGCAAAUGUGGUGAAAUAACAGAAAUAGAGCAGUUCUUAACUCAAAAUGCGGAGACAAAAGACACAAGCAUGAAAGAGCAUGCUGAGUGUAAGAUAGAAGAGUUUGCAUCACAGUGGUCUGUUGGUGUUGAAACAAGAGAAGAAAACGGGAUGCUUGUUUUUGAUGACCAAGUCCAGACUGAAGCUCCUUGUUCACAGUACGGUAGAUACACAGUCACAAAGGUCACACAAAACAGAGAUAAAUAUCAAACUGUAUUGGAGCUGAAAUCUGCUGCAGAUGAGGAAUCAAAGUUCUGUACUCUACAUGGGUUCUGGUUAGACACCCACGUGGAGGAAGGGGACACAGUGCACGUGCUGGGGGAGUUUGUUGACAGCCAUUGUCAUAUGACCGACACCGAGGGGCUGCUUGUUGUGAACCCUGACCUUCUGCUCUCCGGAACCACUGUCGUCUCCGCAUGCUUCUGUAUGCGAAAGUCAAUUCUCAAGGAAAAGUUCAAAGGCUGUGACAGCAGGAAUGUGUACAUGUUGUACGGCAGUAUCAUACACACCAUCUUCCAACUGGUGCUAAAAAAGAAGCUGAUAAUAGCAGAUGAUAUACUGAAAGAGGCAGAGAUUGUUCUUCGACAGGCCUCAAACCUUCUUGAGAUGUAUGCUAACAAGACAACAGAGGGAAAGGUGAUGGAUGAAGUGCGUUCCUACGUGCCGCAGAUGAUCACCUGGGUGAAACACAACACAACAUUCACUCAAAAGGCCGGUGGUAACAGCUCAGAUGUGAUGGUGACCAAAGUGUGUGACAUUGAAGAAAACAUUUGGUCUCCAAGGUUUGGUAUCAAGGGAAAGAUUGAUUUGACGGUUGAGGCAAGAAUUAAAGGAGAGCCAGGCAAGGUGACAGUACCUCUGGAGCUGAAAACGGGCAAGACCAGUUUUUCCAUAGAACACAAGGGACAGGUAUCCUUAUAUUCAAUGAUGUAUGGGGACCGGCGUGAGGACCCCAGGCGUGGCCUACUACUCUACCUUAAGGAGCCCAGUAUGAAGCUUAUCCCUGCUGAACACCUGCACCAGAAAGGUUUGAUACAGAUGAGAAAUGAGAUGGCAUAUUACAUUUCCCGCCAGGUGGCAAAGUCAGAAGACGACAGUGGCAUAGCAACCUUCACACUUGGCAGAAUGCCAGAGCCUAUCUCAAACAUACGGGCAUGCCAGAAGUGUCCACAGCUCAUCAACUGUGCAAUAUACCAGAGAGAAGUUGAGAAGCGACCAUUGAAUGGCAGUGGAAUGGCAGGGCUGGUAAAUGAGACUCUGGGUCACCUGACCACAAGUCACAUGACCUAUUUCAUCCAAUGGUGUCUUAUGUUAGAUCUGGAGGCACAGGUCGACCAAUCAAAGAGGACAGUAGCUGAUAUCUGGUGUAAAAGCUCUGUUGACAGGGAGGAUGGGGGUCAGUGUUUGAGCGGGAUGGUUCUGACUGAGGAUGUGGUAGCGGAACCUGGCACUGACAUAGUCAUCAUCUCCUUCACUAGAAAACCAGGCCAUAUCAGGUCAACCCCACUUCAUGAGAUUGGUUUGUGUGUACAGGACAGUAUUGUGGUGAGCCGUGAGUCCCCAGCCUGGGUGGCUGUGUGUACAGGAUUUGUGCAUGAGAUCUCAGGAAACAUGAUUAAACUACUCACAGACAGGGAGUGUGUGGAUCGACUGCAAGGCUUGCACGGUGCUGUCUGGCGGCUGGAUAAAUGUGACAACUUCAGCACAGCAAGCAUCCUCUACACUAAUGUCUCCAGACUUAUGGCUGAUGACCCUCACAGUCACAAGCUUCGAAGGCUGAUCAUAGAGAGGAUCAAACCAGAGUUCACCAACACGCUGUCUAAAGGAAAUAUUGAAAAAGUGAAAACUGUUUUCAAAAAGCUUAACAAACCACAGAAAACAGCCAUUUUAAAGGUGCUGAUGAGCAAGGACUAUGUAUUGAUAAAGGGAUACCCAGGAACUGGUAAGACAUCUACAAUCGUUGCCCUGGUGCAGGUCCUACACACCCUCGGUCUCUCCGUUCUCCUCACCAGCUACACACACUCCGCUGUAGACAACAUCCUCAUCAAACUUAAACAGGAAGGUAUGGACUUCCUGCGUGUGGGGCGUGUGUCAAAGAUCCACCCAGAAAUAAAGCCCUACACUGUGGACAGGAAGUUGGCAGGCUGCACCGGGGUUAACGAGCUGGAGAACAUGUACAUGAAACAGAAAAUUGUGGCGAGCAGCUGUCUGGGCCUUAACCACUCAUUGUUUAGUGGGCGGGUGUUUGACGUGUGUAUAGUUGAUGAGGGGUCCCAGGUUCUGCAGCCUGCAUGUCUCGCCCCACUGUUCACUGCCCACAGGUUUGUCCUGGUGGGAGACCCACGCCAGCUACCACCUGUUGUCCAGAGUAAGGAAGCUAGGGCCCUCGGCAUGGAUGAAAGUCUCUUCGUACACCUUGAUGGCAUGGGUGCAACAUUUGAACUGAACCUGCAAUAUCGCAUGAACAGUGAGAUCAUGAAGUUAAGUAACCAGUUGGUGUACGAUGGCAGCCUCAAGUGUGGAAGCCCAGAUGUUGCCAGUCAAACCCUCACAUUACCCCAUCCACACACGCAGGAACAGAUAUUGAGUGGCGCCCCCUGGAUGGCCAGAGUUCUGGAUACCAGUCUACCCUCCUCUGUCCUCUUCCUGGAUACCAGUCAGAUUGGUGCAGCCCAUUGUAAAGUGAAGGGCAGAGGGUUCCGAAAUGAGACAGAGGCCAGACUGGUGCAGCAAAUAGUGGCAGGGCUAACACAGGUAGGGGUAGAACCUGGUGAUAUAGGAGUGAUUGCCCCAUACCGCAGUCAGGUGCUGCUACUUCAGGGCCGGCUAGGUCAAGGUCAUGGUUCUGAGGUUGAGGUUAACACGGUGGACCAGUACCAGGGCAGGGACAAACACGUCAUUAUCAUCUCAUUUGUCAUGAGUUGUGCUGCAGGACAAAAGGAACAGGCUGGUGAGUUGUUAAAAGAUAUUCGUCGUUUGAAUGUGGCUGUUACCCGAGCCCGCUGUAAGCUGUUACUGCUGGGAGAUGCCACCACCCUGCGACGGUUUGAGCCAAUGAGAGCCAUUCUGGAGAUACUCACAAAUGACGAACAGAUUAUUUCUGUGCAAUGAUUGACCAGUGUCUAGUGUACACUACCGCAUGGAUGAGUGCCCAUGUGAAUGGGGUCAAACAUUACAAAGAAGUAGAAGACCCAUUCAACCAACGAAAAGACUUGGACAUUCAAAUUUACUUACACGAGUAAUGAAGUAAUAUUUUCUAAGCAGCAUUUAACAUGAAAUAAUACAUGGUUGUUCAAUAAUUAUAUUAUAUAAAUUAAAGUGCUAAUAGAAGUGUUAUAAGCUUUAACUCAGGAGAGCAAACUUAUUUACUGUGAUUUAUGCAACAUUGGCAUUGAAAAUUGUUUAAAUCAGGUCACAUUAUACAUUAUUUUGCAUGAAUUUAUCAAUGAGUAUACCUGCAGCUUUACAUUUGAAUGAUUUUAUAUGAAAACUGUUUGCAAAUUGUGUUCAA
Messenger RNA from Mya arenaria, 5249 nucleotides. Its product is annotated as DNA replication ATP-dependent helicase/nuclease DNA2-like. Gene Ontology annotation, biological process: replication fork reversal. The transcript is spliced from 32 exons. Gene Ontology annotation, molecular function: single-stranded DNA helicase activity; 5'-flap endonuclease activity. The coding region runs from base 62 to 4849 and encodes 1595 amino acids. Gene Ontology annotation, cellular component: cytoplasm. Lineage: Eukaryota; Metazoa; Mollusca; Bivalvia; Myida; Myidae. The record is from RefSeq and is a predicted model, not a curated record.